Messenger RNA from Solanum lycopersicum (tomato), 435 nucleotides. The record is from RefSeq and is a predicted model, not a curated record. NCBI's taxonomy places the organism in Eukaryota, Viridiplantae, Streptophyta, Magnoliopsida, Solanales, Solanaceae.
GUUAGUUGUCCUGAUAAUCUCUUUAAUUCUGUAAUUUAGAUGGGAGGUUUUGAUGAAGUUGCUCUUGACUACCUCUCUCUUGUCACUGAAAUGACUAGGCAUAUUCAUGUUAGAGCCGCUGGAGGAAAGGAUUUUUAUUUGGAUUGGGUCGAGGACAACCGCAAAAUAACUCCGCGGGACUACCUUCAACUUGCAUUGAGGCCAGUUCAAGGUGGUGAGAAAGAUGUUGCUGCUAAAAAUGAGGAAUCUGUCUUUUCUCAAUAUCAAUUCCACAUGUUACAUUAUCUGUUUGCCCAUACUCAGAACUUCACACUAUUUACGCCCAGCAACGAUGGAACUUAGUCUUGAAAUAAUACUACUGCUUGGUUAAAUAUUUCUAACAAACAUGGUACUAAGAUUUAACAUCGAUCAAAUAGCAUUAACAACACAAGAUUG